AUGCGGCUGCUGCACUUCCCAAAACUCGGGGGAAACUACCCAUGGCUGAUCAACAAACGGUUUAUGCCCCUAUGCUUACAUGCUGCUGCCGGGCUGGUGACCACUCUCAUCAACGUGCAUAUGCCUCAAGGCGGGGAUUGGUCGGUAAUGGCUAUUGUAACAACCGCUGUAACAGGAGCAACUCUUCUUGUCUGUUCAGCACUUCUUACGGUCUACAAGUUCUACAAAUUAGAGCGGAUUAGAAAGGAAUAUGAGUACAUCCGGCGUUCUCGAGCCGUGAUCACUUCUGAUACAUGA
This is a messenger RNA of Penicillium arizonense, 297 nucleotides long. RefSeq lists its product as uncharacterized. The record is from RefSeq and is a predicted model, not a curated record. The coding region runs from base 1 to 297 and encodes 98 amino acids. NCBI's taxonomy places the organism in Eukaryota, Fungi, Ascomycota, Eurotiomycetes, Eurotiales, Aspergillaceae. The transcript has 2 exons.